Messenger RNA from Ustilaginoidea virens, 1815 nucleotides. RefSeq lists its product as uncharacterized. The transcript has 6 exons. Lineage: Eukaryota; Fungi; Ascomycota; Sordariomycetes; Hypocreales; Clavicipitaceae. The record is from RefSeq and is a predicted model, not a curated record. Gene Ontology annotation, molecular function: acid phosphatase activity. Bases 1 to 1815 code for a protein of 604 amino acids.
AUGGCCAACGCCAACCGUCCGCAAUGCGGAUCCGUGGCCUACCAGCCUGUCCACCAGGACGACAACCCUCCCCCGGCAUCCGAAGCUGGCCACGGCCAUGGUGGAAAUGAUGAUGCCCUGGAUGCCAACCCGGACCAGACCCUCCUUCCGUGGCCCUCCAGGGCUGAGAGACGCUGGCGCCUUGCGACCUACGCUCUUUCCCUCCUGGUGGUUGUUCUUACUGCCGUCGUCAUCUUCUUAUCCCUUCCCCUAGCAAGCAAGGGAAGGAACGAUGACGGCGCCCUUCCAUGCCCCUGCCUCCCCAAAGACGUGCCCCAAUAUUUCCAGACCUCUCCAGAGCUGUGGGCUGGUCCGACAGCUACAGGCCGGGCUCCUUUCAUGGCCCAGUCGAGGACGUUCGAGCCCACGGCCACCUUUGUGCCAAAUGAGCCCCUGCAGACGUCUCUGCCUAUUGACGGCAUGGGGAGCGGAAACAAGAGCAUUUUCAACAUGAUGGGCUAUCUUUCUCCUUACGUCCCUUCCCCCGGUUUCGGCGUUGACGAGUUCCCCCUGCCGUCUGGCGCAGAGCUCAUACAAGUUCAUAUGCUGUCCAGGCACGGUUCUCGAUACCCUACCGGCGGCUCCGAGGUUGCUGCCCUUGGAAAGAAGCUUGCCAAUGCCUCCAAAACCUUCAAACCACACGGCUCUUUAGCCUUCCUUGAGCAUUGGCAAUAUCAGCUUGGUGCCGAGAUACUUGUGCCAAAGGGCCGUCAAGAACUAUUCGACUCAGGUGUCUUGCAUAACUACAUGUACGGGAGCUUGUAUAACCCCCAUAGCAAGAUUAUUGUGCGGACGACGACCCAAGACAGGAUGCUGAAAUCCGCAGAGAAUUGGAUGGCUGGGUUUUUCGGCCUUGAAUGGACCAACAAUGCUACUAUUGAGGUAAUAAUAGAAAAAAGGGGAUUCAACAAUUCUUUAGAGGGAUCAUUAAAUUGUCCUAAUGCAUACACCAAAACACCUGGAAACGAAGCCCGCAAGGCAUGGACACACAAGUAUCUUCAACUCGCUCAGAAACGUUUCCAGUCCAUGACGGACGGCUUCAACUGGACAAUUGAAGAUAUAUACGCCGCCCAGGUCAUGUGCCCGUAUGAGACAGUUGCCUAUGGUUUCAGCCAGUUUUGCGACUUGUUUACGUACCAAGAGUGGCGUGAUUUUGAAUAUUCCAUCGACUUGCAAUUCGCUUCGGUCGCCGGAUUUCACAGUCCCACGGGUAGGGCUGUUGGAAUCGGCUACCAGCAAGAAAUCAUGGCGCGGCUUAACAAUCACACACUUGGCUACUCUGGAUCUCAGAUCAAUGUCACUCUCGAUAGCAGUACCGAGACCUUUCCACUCAACCAGAGUCUCUACUUUGAUUUUUCGCAUGAUACCAACAUUGUAGCCAUCUUGACGGCUUUUGGACUUACCCAGUUUGCCGACCCGCUGCCUGCGACGAGUUAUCCAGGGCUACACAACUUUACCGUGUCUCACCUGACCCCGUUCGGGGCACGACUAGACAUGGAGAUUAUCAAAACACCCAAGCCUUUAUCGCCUAACCGGGAUGGUUAUCUCAGAGGUCAAGAGACCAAGUACAUUCAUUUCGUUUUGAACCAACGUACCCUCCCUUUGGGCAAGAGCUUCCCAGAAUGUGAUGCCAGUCGCCGAGACGGCUGGUGCGAGCUCGAGACAUUUAUGAAAGUGCAGGAACGCAUGCCAACCUUGGCCAGGUACGACUAUGCUUGUUUCGGAGACUAUCCUCCAGUAAAGUAUGGGCAGGUAACAAACGGCGCCCCGUUGUAA